Molecule: messenger RNA, 1002 nt
Organism: Peronospora matthiolae
Lineage: Eukaryota; Oomycota; Peronosporomycetes; Peronosporales; Peronosporaceae
Source: the annotation of a GenBank genome assembly
AUGCCGCCCCCUUCACUAAUCAGCCUCAUGCAGCUGGAUCGAGUCUCACGUGGUAGGUCCCACCUGAUCCAGCAGCCCCCCCUCGCGCUGAGUGUCAAGAAGGAGCCUACGCCGGAAAAAGCAGGAGUGAAGCUGCUCGUGGGGGCCUCUGUCUGCCUCACGUACGAGUUCGCCUUAGGGCACUACCUCGAGUUCAUCAAGAUCAUGAAGCAGACGAAGCCGCAGUUCUCCUAUUUGCACUUGACCAAGGAGAUCAUGCACGCGAAAGGACUUGUGGGUGUCUGGGACGGCUUUCUCCCGUGGGGAGCUCUCCAGGGAGUAGCUAAAGGAGCGGUCUUUGCUUGGGGCCACUCGGUCGCUCGCACGGGACUGAACCCUCUCAUUCGGAACGGAGCUGUGAGCAAAGACGCGUCGGAAGUCAUUGCAGGGGGCAUCGGGGGCGGGUUCCAGGGCUUUGUACUAAGUCCGACGCUGCUGCUCAAGACGCGCGUGAUGACGGACCCGAUCUUCCGCGAACACAUGACACCGCUCGAGACCGUGUCGCGCUCGAUGCGCAUUGGCUUCAAGGUCAUUCAGAAAGAGGGGGUGAUGGCGCUCAUGAAGGGGUCGGGCAUGUUCUCGCUCAAGCGCGUGGCUGACUGGUCCACGCGCUUCUUCUUCUCGGUACAGGCGGAAAACCUGCUGUACAAGCGGAAGAACCCCGACCGCGUGCUGCAAACGAGCGAGCAGGUGAUCUCGUCGCUACUUGGGGGAGUGGUCAGUGCUGCAGUGACGCUGCCGAUGGACGUGCUUGUCGCGCAGAUCCAACAGGCGUCGAAAGCUGGUCAAAAGGUGUCUGCCGUCGAACUCUUUCGACAGCAGUACCGUGCUGGUGGUAUCAACAAGGUGCUGGCAUUCGGUACAACGGGCUUUGUAGCCCGGUUCGUCCACGCGAGUUUCACGACAAUGAUCAUGAAGACGGCCACGAGUAUCGUGUACGACAUGGUCGAGGGUCGCAACUAG